AUGGCUAUUGCGAACACGGUGGUCCUCCUCUAUUUUAUUAUAUUCUCAGUUCCGGUACGCGUGUUGGCUGCUUCACAACAACAGCUGCGUUUCGACGGAAAGGGGGAGUUUAGGAUACUGCAGGUGUCUGACAUGCACUAUGCGGAUGGCAAAUCAACCCCUUGUGAGGACGUCUUACCCCAACAAUUCCCCACUUGUUCCGACCUCAAUACUACGGCCUUCGUCCACCGCAUGAUCCUUGCCGAGAAACCUCACCUCAUCGUUUUCACCGGGGAUAACAUCUUUGGAUUUGAUGCAACGGAUGCAGAAACAUCUAUGAAUGCUGCCUUUGCCCCAGCAAUAUCCUCAAACAUUCCAUGGGCUGCUGUUCUGGGAAACCAUGACCAAGAAUCCACUCUCUCAAGGGAAGAUGUGAUGAAACAUAUUGUUGCCAUGAAGCACACCUUGUCUCAACUUAAUCCUCCUGAGGCCCACUUUAUCGACGGUUUUGGGAACUACAACCUGGAAGUCCUUGGCAUUGAGAAUUCCAGUUUUGUCAAUAAAUCAGUUCUAAAUCUGUACUUCCUUGACAGCGGUGAUUAUUCCACUGUUCCUUCCAUCCCUGGCUAUGGUUGGAUCAAACUCUCUCAGCAGCUCUGGUUUCAACAGACUUCCAUGAAGCUUCGGAGAUCAUACAUGAACCAGCCAGAGGCUCAGAAGGCUUCUGCUCCGGGGCUUAGAUCAUACAUGAACCAGCCAGAGGCUCAGAAGGCUUCUGCUCCGGGCCUUGUUUAUUUUCACAUUCCCUUGCCUGAAUAUGCAAGCUUUGACUCCUCGAACUUCACUGGUGUAAAGCAGGAAGGCAUUAGCUCUGCUUCUGUAAACUCUGGCUUCUUCACGACUAUGGUAGAAGCAGGGAAUGUGAAGGCCGUUUUCACAGGCCAUGAUCAUCUAAAUGAUUUCUGUGGUGAGUUAACUGGUAUACAGCUCUGUUAUGGUGGAGGCUUUGGAUAUCAUGCUUAUGGGAAGGCUGGAUGGGCAAGGAGGGCAAGAGUGGUUGUGGCAUCAUUAGAAAAAAUGAAGAAGGGAGGUUGGGGAGCGAUCAAGUCCAUCAAAACAUGGAAGCGCAUUGAUGAUGAUCACCUAACUGCUAUUGAUGGUCAGGUGCUUUGGAGCAAGAGCUCUGCAGAUGUAGACAACAGCGUUGGUUUAGGGAUGCUGAAGUGA
This is a messenger RNA of Ilex paraguariensis (yerba mate), 1206 nucleotides long. NCBI's taxonomy places the organism in Eukaryota, Viridiplantae, Streptophyta, Magnoliopsida, Aquifoliales, Aquifoliaceae. The record is from the annotation of a GenBank genome assembly.